This is a messenger RNA of Megalops cyprinoides (Indo-Pacific tarpon), 948 nucleotides long. Its product is annotated as B9 domain-containing protein 1. Gene Ontology annotation, cellular component: MKS complex. The coding region runs from base 97 to 711 and encodes 204 amino acids. Lineage: Eukaryota; Metazoa; Chordata; Actinopteri; Elopiformes; Megalopidae. The record is from RefSeq and is a predicted model, not a curated record. Gene Ontology annotation, biological process: cilium assembly. The transcript is spliced from 7 exons.
GCGAUGGCAACAAGUAGCCAGCUAGGUAGCGUUAGCCAGAAAAUUGCCUCAACAUAAAGUAGAGCGUGCUUGCUUGCUAGCUAACCUUAAACCGGUAUGGCUGUAAACAAUCCAUCGGUGUUUCUUCUAAUGGUACAUGGGCAAAUAGAGGAAGCUAGUUUUCCAGAAUAUGAUGAUUUGUACUGCAAGUAUUGUUUUGUGUACGGACACGACUGGGCUCCAACGUCGGGUUUGGAAGAAGGGAUCUCACAGAUCACUUCCAAGGGCAAAGGUGCCGUGCAGAGUCUAGUGUGGAACUUCCCCCUGGAUAUCACCUUCAAGAGCACUAACCCCUUCGGCUGGCCACAGAUAGUGGUGUGUGUGUACGGUACGGACACCUUUGGGAACGAUGUGGUACGAGGGUAUGGGGCUGUUCACAUUCCCUUCACUCCUGGAAAACACAAGAGGACUAUUCCUAUGUUUGUUCCGGAAUCCACCUCAAGACUACAAAAAUUCACAAGCUGGUUGAUGGGGAGGCGUCCCGAGUUCACAGAUCCAAAGGUUGUUGCCCAGGGAGAAGGAAGGGAAGUCACCAGGGUGCGAUCUCAAGGCUUUGUUACACUCUCUUUCAACAUUGUAACCAAGGACAUGAAGAAGCUGGGUUAUGACACCACCUCCACAGAGGUGCAGCAGCCCCCGGGUCUUGGCACAGAGCCACCCUACUCCCUGUGAUUUCAGGCCUCACCCCAGACCCAUCAACAACACUAAUACACAAUCUGGCAGACUGGCUCUACACUCCAAGUGUUUAGUGUGUGUGAAAGAAGCUCACCAAUGCUACAGCAAAGUCUUAGAUAUGAUAAAUGACAGAACGAUGACUGGCAAUAGAAUCGUAACAUGCAGACACAUGGCAAAUGGUACUCUGUAGAAAUGUUUUUAUGCUUGCACUUUUACUGAUGUAGUGUGUACUUU